Messenger RNA from Hyaena hyaena (striped hyena), 1424 nucleotides. RefSeq names its product MIS18 kinetochore protein A (gene MIS18A). The transcript is spliced from 5 exons. The record is from RefSeq and is a predicted model, not a curated record. NCBI's taxonomy places the organism in Eukaryota, Metazoa, Chordata, Mammalia, Carnivora, Hyaenidae. Gene Ontology annotation, biological process: CENP-A containing chromatin assembly; chromosome segregation. The coding region runs from base 10 to 717 and encodes 235 amino acids. Gene Ontology annotation, cellular component: chromatin; nucleus; chromosome, centromeric region.
UUUGGAGGAAUGGCGGGCGCUUGGUUGCCCGGUUGUAAAUGUUGCUCUUCUAGCUGUACGUGUGGCGGCGACAAGGGCAAGUGGGGCGACUCUUCUCUGUUAGGCCGGCGGCUCUCGGAGGACUCGGACCGUCACCAACUGCUGCAGAAGUGGGCAAGCAUGUGGAACUCCUUGAGCGGGGACGCGUCGGUGGCCUGUGCGGAGGGGACGCGGCGCGAGGAGGCUGCGGAGCAGGCCGAGGAGGAGGACAGGCCGCUGGUGUUUCUGUGCUCCGGGUGCCGGCGGCCGCUGGGCGACUCCUUGAGCUGGGUGGCGAGCCAGGAGGACACCAACUGCAUCUUGCUUCGCUGUGUUUCCUGUAAUGUUUCUGUGGAUAAGGAACAGAUACUGUCCAAACGCAAAAAUGAAAAUGGCUGCGUUCUGGAGGCCCUGCGCUGCUCCGGGUGCUCGCUCAGCCUCGGCCACGUCUACAGGUGCACGCCCAGGAGCCUCGACUACAAGAGAGACUUGUUUUGCCUCAGGGUUGAAGCCAUUGAAAGUUAUAUUUUAGGGUCCUCGGAAAAGCAAAUUGUGUCAGAAGAUAAAGAACUUUUUAAUCUUGAAAGCAGAGUUGAAAUAGAAAAGUCUCUAAAGCAGAUGGAAGAUGUUUUGAAAGCAUUACAAGCAAAGCUGUGGGAGGUUGAAUCAAAGUUGUCCUUCACCAGCUGCAAAAGCUGACCCGCCCUCCACGUGCCCGUUCCGCACUCCCUGCGGGUGGACGCUUCCGUAUGUAGCCAUGCUAGUCAUCUGGUUUUGCUCAGAAUGGAAAGAUUUCGCAGUGGCCAUGUCCUCUUGUAUCGAUCAGAUGAGAAGGAUUGUAGCAUCACUUUUAGGAUAUAUUCAGUGGUAAACAAAUGGUUGUUUCCCAAAGUCGAGAUUUAAAGCCGUUUUAUGAUACUUGUUGAAAUUAGGAUUUUGGAGUUUUUAUUUUGAUAAGAAACUGCUAUGCUUUCUCUGAACUGUUUUCUCCUUUGUAUCAGUUUCAUUUUUCAUCUCCUUUUUAAAUGAAUAAAAAAAAUUAUUCACCUUGGAUACUUUGAGAGAGGUUUAAUAUUGAAUGGCAAGAAAAUCUUAGAGGUUUUUCCCACCCGCUGUGUGAGUGAGUCUUUGAAAAUGAAUGCAUAAAGCUCUCUGAAGAAACUGGUCAGGUGAAUUAUUUCUCAGAACUGUUGGAACACUUGCAGGCGAGCAGAAGAGCGUAUGUUUGAGGGGUAGUAGAUUCCACUUGAUCCGUCUGUUUACUGCCGUCCACCAGAACAGGUCUGGAAUAAUGGCCACCAAAGGGACCAGUAGUCAUCUCUGAGGGUGGGAUUCUGGGGGGUCCUCUGUUUCCUAUAAUUUGGGGCUUAUAUGUGCUAUUUUUAAAAUCAGAGAAUAAAGAUUAA